AUGGAAAAUAUUAAAAUCCCAUCGCCGUCCACGAUUUUAGAUUCGCCCGACACGGCCCCAGCGUCGGGGCGGGGAAAACCUGCAUCGUCACCCCAGACCAAGCGGAUUCCCAAAUCAACUCAAAAGCCAAGGCAGACGAAGAGUCGAAAUGGUUGUAUCACCUGCAAGGCAAAACGGUUGAAGUGCGACGAGACGAAGCCGUCCUGUUACCAGUGCGAUCGACGCAAGGUGACGUGUGGUGGGUACAAGAAGGAUUUCAAAUGGAGGCCUUUCGAGGAGACCAACGUCGCUGUCGGUCGGUCGACUCCCAUCAAGCCAACAAAGAAAGGUAUCUGGUGUCAAAAGUACUUCUCUGAAAACUUGCAGUUCAUAUCUGAUGCGUCUGCCCUAGAAAACGAGAAUUCUCAACCUCUCGCAAAACAGGAGGAUUUCCCUACUCCUGUAACUACCGAACUACCAGACUCACCCAGUCGGGUGCAGCCGAUUCAUGCAGACACAUCGCCCCGGGAAUCAUAUUUGCUUGGCUCACCGGGGAGCAUUGGAAGCUAUGUGUCCGGUGAUACCCAUUCUCUUGAGGAAUUCGCAACCAUAUCUGAACAUUCGUCUGCAGGCGUGGAUGUGGUUCCAAGCAUCCCCGUCUCCAACUCCAUGGACGCUGAUCCUUGCCAUUUGUUUCCUUUUCUGGAGCUUUUCCAAGAGCCUGUACCUUUUGAUGAUGGUCUGAUGGUAGACACGAAUGUUGAGGAUACUUCAGGACCAACAGCCUUUGGUCCAGAGUAUCAACAGCCACUCAAAUUAGACUUCAGCCUCUCCCAGUUGCUUGAAGAGGAUAAUGACGAGAUUGAAGAGAUAAUCCGGCAGUCCAAUACGGACACAAAUUGGAAUUUCCCUCUCUCUGGUCAAGAUAAUAUACUCGAUUUCUCCAGUCUCUCAAGUCAGCCAUCAUUGGCACCAGAGAGCCAACAGAUGCUCGCUCUGCGUUUCGAUAAGUUGACGUGUGGCAUCUUGUCAAUCAAAGAUGGCCGGACAGAAAAUCCAUGGAGGACGCUGAUUUGGCCACUCGCCAAGGACACACCCGCUCUAUAUCAUGCUCUGUUCGCUCUAUCUGCCUUCCACUCUUCCAAGGAAAAUCCCUCUUUGCGCGUUCAAGGUUUCAAGCACAUGAGGCAGAGCACGGCAAUCCUGCGGGAGCAAAUCUCCAGUAUGCAAACUGAUACGGCCUUGGCGACUAGCCUUGCGCUCGCAUUUGCUGAUACUUGGGAUCAGGAUACCCGCACCUGCGUUUCACACCUGCGAGGAGCAAAGGUGUUGAUGCGGCGGGUACUAAAUUCACAAGUGCAAAGUGGUCAAAGCACAGACCGCCUGAAUCGUAUUCGCUUUUUGUAUAACACCUGGACUUAUAUGGAUGUUAUCGCUCGACUCACAUCGUUGAAUGACUCGGACCCGGAUGAUCUCAACGGAGACAUGUUCCAGCUGCCCGAUGGUGCUGUCCAUGAGGUUGAUCCAUUGAUGGGCUGUGCAGCUACCCUCUUUCCAAUCAUCGGGCGCGUCGCGAGACUGAUCCAGCGAGUGCGAAAAUGUCCCUCGAAUUCAGUCUCAAUAGUCGCCCAGGGAAUGGAACUGAAAUCAUUGCUGGAACAGUGGGAGCCACCACUUUGGUUCCAACCGCCAGAAGACCCUGCCUCCGAAGUGCAGCACAGUAUCCAAGUGGCGCAUGCAUAUCGCUGGGCAACAUUGCUAUACCUCCACCAGGCCGUGCCAGAAAUGCCAUCGGAGUCGCCCGAAGAACUAGCAAAGCGGGUAUUGAUAUUGUUGGCCACGGUGCCUUCCACUUCACGGACAACCAUCAUUCAAAUGUUCCCGCUCAUCGCCGCCGGGGCUGAAGUUGACGACGAGGAUGACCGGCGAUGGGUUAUGGACCGAUGGUUCAUUGUUCAGUCUCGGCUCAUGCUGGGUGGAAUCGAUCGUUGCCUUGAUGUUGUACGAGAGGUGUGGGCUCGUCGUGACAAACUCAAUGCUCAGAGGCAACAACAAGGCUCCACUCCGCGAGUUGGCUCCUUUUCUUUGAGCAAGGGCAAUGCGACUUUUGACUUCCGGUCUCCAGAUGAAAAUAAAGGGAGAAGCCGUCAAAAUCGUACACACUCCAUUGGUCAGCAUGAUGAAUCUGCACGCGGGAUAUCAUGUUAUCCUCUCUUCAACCCCGCGACUUCUCGGCGUGGAUCAGCGCUUUCACCACUUGAGAAUAUUGAGUUUGAGAGAACGGUUCGAGGCAGAUUGCAUUGGGUGAAUAUCAUGCGAGAAUGGGACUGGGAGGUUUUCCUAGGAUGA
Molecule: messenger RNA, 2328 nt
Organism: Penicillium odoratum
Lineage: Eukaryota; Fungi; Ascomycota; Eurotiomycetes; Eurotiales; Aspergillaceae
Product: Zn(II)2Cys6 transcription factor
Exons: 3
Coding region: 1-2328 (775 amino acids)
Biological process (GO): positive regulation of transcription by RNA polymerase II
Cellular component (GO): nucleus
Molecular function (GO): DNA-binding transcription factor activity, RNA polymerase II-specific; transcription cis-regulatory region binding; zinc ion binding
Source: RefSeq, a predicted model, not a curated record